Bombina bombina (fire-bellied toad) is the source of this 1225-nucleotide messenger RNA. It is a transcript of the gene KLHDC9, whose product is annotated as kelch domain containing 9. Bases 1 to 1044 code for a protein of 347 amino acids. Gene Ontology annotation, molecular function: cyclin binding. The record is from RefSeq and is a predicted model, not a curated record. NCBI's taxonomy places the organism in Eukaryota, Metazoa, Chordata, Amphibia, Anura, Bombinatoridae. The transcript is spliced from 4 exons.
AUGACAUGUUCAGGUUUGCUGUGGACAUGGAAAAAAGUGUCUGAGGAUGAAUUAUUUGCUCGGGCUUACCACACUUGUACUCCAGCAAGAGGGAAACUGUAUCUCUUUGGUGGGGUGAAAUCUGGGGAGCCUAAAGAUACCCCACUAGGGGAUGUGGUGAUGUUUGACCCAGAACAGAAGUCUGUAGAGUCAACAGUUCAAGAAUCUAUGUUCAGGAGGAGCCAUCAUGAUACUGUUUUACUGGGGGAGCGCUGGCUCUGUGUAGUGGGUGGCUGGGAUGGAUCAAAGAGAGUAUCUUCACUCUUCAGCUACGACACUGAUAGAGGAGAGUGGGCUCUGUGGACAGAGGGUCCAACCAAUAACCCUCCAGUGGGUCUUAGCAGCCACACAUGCACCAAAAUAUCGGAUUAUGAGCUUCGGGUCGUUGGUAGAGAGGGAGGACUAAGAACUCAAAGACGUUAUGCCAGUGUGUACACCCUGCGAGUCAAUCCCAGCACCAAAACUUAUUGGUACAAAGAGGAGGAAUCUCGAACAGCGUCUCGUUCUGGUCAUUCAGCUGUCCUACUGAAAAGCAACGCCAAAGCUGGAAAUAAAGGUGGCUAUUCACUCUAUGUUUUUGGAGGUCGCGAAUCAGCUGCAAUUGAUUGUGCUGGUCAAUGGACCACAGACAAAAUUCAUGUCAGCACAGUUCACUCCCCAAGGCUGAUUGAGCAACUAUCGAAGCUUGUUAGCACAGUAGGUGUCACCCAAGAAGCACCUAAAAGUCUAAGGCACCACUCCUGCACCCUGAUUGGUCCUUUCGUGGUUGUCUAUGGAGGAGAAAUACUAACCAAGAACAGAGAUGCUGUAUGCAAUGACCUCUAUAUCUAUGACAAACGUUGUUCCCCACCAAUCUGGUUUCACUUCUCCAGUUCAGACCGUCAGCACAAGAGAGUUGGCCACCAGACAUGUCUACUGAAUGACCACCUCUAUCUGGUUGGGGGCUUUGGUUCAGAUGGAAAAACACCAUGCCCAGAAAUUUGUGUCUUGGAUUUUCCCCAGUGACUAUAAUCUCUCACCUGUAUGAGCACCUUUAUUCUCUUUACUCUCUGAUAAAAUCCAGAUGUCAUUAAAAUAAUAAUCAGCCUUGUAACAGAUUUAAACAUAUAAGUAAAGCUUUUGAAACCAUGUGCCUUUAGCUGUACGCCUUGAAAAAUAAAAAAUUUUGAGCAAAAGAAGACAUUAA